Angiostrongylus costaricensis is the source of this 1326-nucleotide messenger RNA. The record is from the annotation of a GenBank genome assembly. Lineage: Eukaryota; Metazoa; Nematoda; Chromadorea; Rhabditida; Metastrongylidae.
AUGUUUCGUAAUCCACGUGGUAUCCAAGUGUUUUCAGUUAUGUCGACCGUAUACAGCAUCAGAGUGGUGUCUUCGAACGAGUCGCAAGACUCUGAGACCAGUCGUGUGAACAACUUCAUGAGGAGCUUGUAUCUCACAGAGAGGAAUAGGAGGUCGUACUCUUAUUCUGUUUUUCCUAUCACUAACUUUAUGAGGAGCAUGUAUCUGAUGGCGAACAAUAGGAGGUCGAAUCGUUUCUGCAAAGGUCUUCACUUCAGCAUUCUUUUAUAUUCCAGAAAAACAUUCCCCGAUGUCCGAUUCCGAAAUGAGAAAGCACGGAAACGGAUUCUAAUCACUGGCGGGGCAGGUUUCGUUGGAUCGCAUUUGGUUGAUCGGCUCAUGAUGGAUGGUCACGAGGUUUUGAUAUUUUAUGUCAUUGCCCUCGAUAACUACUUUACUGGCCGGAAACGGAAUGUUGAACACUGGAUUGGACAUCCUAAUUUCGAACUGGUUCAUCACGAUUUGGUUAAUCCGUACUUUAUUGAAGUUGAUCAGAUAUAUCACUUGGCGUCGCCUGCCUCUCCUCCUCACUAUAUGUACAAUCCAGUGAAAACGAUAAAAACGAACAUAUUGGGAACAAUAAAUAUGCUAGUUUUUGGGCGCGUCAAAGCGACUGUACUGCUUGCAUCGACGUCGGAGGUCUAUGGUGAUCCAGAAGUUCAUCCUCAACCUGAGACCUAUUGGGGACAUGUGAACACCAUUGGGCCACGUAGCUGCUAUGAUGAAGGCAAACGUGUUGCAGAAUCUCUUAUGGUUGCUUACAAUAAGCAGGAGCAUGUUUCUAUAAGAAUAGCCCGCAUAUUCAAUACGUUUGGUCCACGUAUGCAUUUGAGUGAUGGGCGUGUUGUAUCUAACUUCAUUAUUCAGGCGUUGCAGGAUAGUCCAAUAACUGUACGUUUUACGUCUUUCUUAUCUUUUUUUCAGAGGUUUUUAAGCCUAUUUGAUAUCCUUGUUUUAUGUAGUUCAAGUGAAAUUGUUAACCACGGCUCCCAGGAGGAUGACCCGCAGCAACGGAAACCCGAUAUCUCUAGGGCUGCAAAUGAAUUGAACUGGAGACCUCAGGUGGCGAAUACGUUUUUACAUAACUUUUUUUACACGACCCAUCUUUCACAUCAACUGUGCGGAUCCCAGCACUUCUCAAAUUCGAUUGGUUUCCUUGCGUCUAUCAUCCACGAAGGUAUUACAACUUCUUACCUUUGGAUUAGACUGAUGCUUGAGGAUUUUUCCUUUCAUUGUGAUUGUCGUUCACUACUGAUCGAGUCGACUCUUCUUGGAGUCCUGAGGUAG